Molecule: messenger RNA, 1020 nt
Organism: Fulvia fulva
Lineage: Eukaryota; Fungi; Ascomycota; Dothideomycetes; Mycosphaerellales; Mycosphaerellaceae
Product: Pre-rRNA-processing protein IPI1
Exons: 1
Coding region: 1-1020 (339 amino acids)
Biological process (GO): rRNA processing
Cellular component (GO): nucleus
Source: RefSeq, a predicted model, not a curated record
AUGGGAUCCUCAGCAAAGAAGAAGAAGGAGAAGAAGCAGGACUUUCAGAAGCCAAAGCUCAAAGUCGGCAAGGCGCGACCAAAGAACACCAACGCGACCGAUACCAGCUUCUCGGCAAAGUCGAUUGUUCUCAAGCAACAGAAUCUCAGCGAGUCAGGUCGAAAUGCUACGGAUCUGUUCCAUCACAACUUGAGCUUACUAAGCAGCAAGAAUGACACCCAGCGGCGGGAUGCAUUGACGAACCUCAUCGCAGCCAUUGCUGCCAACGCUGGCGACUUGCCCCAGCCGACCACCGUGAUAUUGAGUAGAGUACAGCCUCUGAUCCUGGACGGCAGCAGUUCUGUCAGGCAACAGCUCGUCAAGCUGUUCAAAGUCUUGCCCAGGGCAGAUGCAAGCGCAUUCGAGUCGACAUUGCUGUAUAUCCUGGCUGGCAUGAAUCACUUGUCGAUUGACACUCGAGCGACUGCGCUAGAUGUACUGGAAUGGAUGCUAGAGACCAACGGAGAAGGCCUCGUCAGUAUCGCUGGUGGAUGGACCAAGACUCUACGGAAUUUUCAACGACAACUGGGAUGGGAUGGCGAUCAAAGCAAGCCGACGACUACCAGCAAUGGCACUUGGUCCACCACUAAGUCUACAAGCAAUGACCUCGGCAGUAAUAAGCUACUCGUACAUCAAUUGACAACACUGUCUCAUCUGCUGACGGCUGGCCUCAAGAAAGCACAGCCAGAUCCACGAGCGGCGGCGCAACAAGCAGCAGCACUUUUUCCCCUCUGGCAGACAGAUGCGCAUAUGAUAUCGACGAGAGGCGAUCCACUCGGCUACUUGAACAUAUUUGGGGCUCCUCGUGAUGUGGAGAAUGAGGUCUAUGAUGAUGCCGAUGAGCGCGCAGAGGUGUUCAAGGAUCUUGCGAUGAAUGCUUCCUUCACGGAAGGUGUCAAAGAGGUGAAGAAAGUGGGAGGCGAAGUCGGGCGAGCCGCAGCAGCGGUUGACAAGGCGCUGAGGCUUGUCGACAGUACAUGA